Messenger RNA from Aspergillus tanneri, 1089 nucleotides. RefSeq names its product INSIG family protein. Gene Ontology annotation, biological process: sterol biosynthetic process. Lineage: Eukaryota; Fungi; Ascomycota; Eurotiomycetes; Eurotiales; Aspergillaceae. The record is from RefSeq and is a predicted model, not a curated record. Gene Ontology annotation, cellular component: endoplasmic reticulum. The transcript is spliced from 2 exons. Bases 1 to 1089 code for a protein of 362 amino acids.
AUGUCCGACGAACCUUCAAUCAUUCGCCCCCGUCCGCGACGUGUCUUUGAUCUCGCGCCCCCAUCCAACGACUCGUCCGAAGCCUCAACGCCAGCGGAACCCACCAGCCCGGAUCUCUUGUCGCCGAGGGACACCGCUGGAUCCACCAGCGUCAGUAGGAAUGGCUCGAUCAUGAACCUUACAUCCCCGACGCUGUUUGGUAUCUACUCUCCGACGGCGUUCGAGGGUUCCCGGGAUGAAUCCAGCCCCUGGGGAACGGAGGCCCACACCCCUGUGACGGAAAGUCCGAGGCUUCCUCAACCUAAGUCGGAAGGCCCAGAUCGGUUUGCUCUUCAGAGGACACGGUCACGGCUCACCCAUGGACUGUUCUUGGGUGUCAUUCUCCCUCUGGUGGCGAAAAGUGCCUUGUUGUUUGGAUUUGGCAUCGUUUAUGGGGUAAUUACAAUUCAUCUACAUGAAAACCACUGGAUUACGCCGGUGAAGCUAGAAAACGCCCACUAUUACGGUUCCUUCGAAUACCUGGCGUUCUGGGGUUUGGCCGGGAUCGCUCUGGGAAACGUUCUCCCUUGGCUAGACCUUUUCUCGGAGGAAGCAGUGGUUGAUAGCGGUCGGCCGAAGCAAUGGUCAAGCAGCGACCAGAGCACCGAGGAGCGGACUCUCUCGUGGGUGGCCGUAGUACGAAGCGUCGGGGCCUUUGUAGGGAUAGCAUUUGCCAUGCGGAGGCUACCCUGGCAAUCUACAACUCAAGCGUCGGCGACGCUUGCACUCGCCAACCCGGUCCUUUGGUAUCUAAUCGACCGUACCAGAACAGGCUUUCUGAUGUCAACCACGGUCGCCAUAGUGGGAAUGGGGGUCAUUUUGGGCGUUCGGCCGGACCUUGUGCCUCCCUCGGCAGACACACCCACGUCUGCGCUCCCCGCUCUUAACAACACCCUACGAGAAUAUGGGCUGGUGACCGAAGUAACGCAAGAGGGCGUCGCAGUUCGGAUCUGGGUUGCAAGUGUCCUGUUCUGCGCCUGUGUCUGCUUUGGCAACAUCGGCCGACAGUGGGCCAUUGGGUCUCGACGAGAACCGUUAAAGGCAUGUUGA